UGUCCGGUUGCUUGUCACGCAGGGGAUCUCAUCUUCAGCCGUCUGCAGAUUCCACAGGAUGAUCGCGAUAAGCAUAGCAACCGACGAUUUUUUUACAGAUAAAAUCUCGGUGAAUUAUUCUGAAUUCUGAAGUGGUCCCUGACUUGGCGGCGCGGGCCCGGUUACCAGUGAUAGCGUCCCGUCUGGCCUCGUCGCCGCGCAGGGAGCAGUUGUACUGAGCUGCCGGCGCAACCGCCCCCACCGCUGCCCCCGGACAGAGAGGGAGAGGAGGAGGAGAGGGAGGCGAUGGCGAUGAAGACGGCGAGGAAGGCGGCGUGGGUGCUGGUGGUCUGGGCGCUGGCGGCCGCCGGCCUGGGCUCCGUCUCCGCGCGCGCGCCGCUGGGCCGCGAGGCGCAGCGCGAGUUCGACUACUUCAAGCUCUCCCUGCAGUGGCCCGGCACCAUCUGCGCCUCCACCCGCUACUGCUGCGCCAGCAACGGCUGCUGCCGCUCGGAGCCGCUCCAGACGUUCACGAUCCAUGGUCUGUGGCCGGACUACGACGACGGGACCUGGCCGGCGUGCUGCCGCCGCACCCAGUUCGAGAUGGACAAGAUAUUGCCAUUGAAGGAGACGCUUGACAAGUACUGGCCGUCCUUGUUCUGCUCCUCCUCUUCGACUUGCUUCAGCGGCAAAGGACCCUUCUGGGCUCACGAGUGGGAGAAGCAUGGAACGUGCUCUGCCCCGGUGGUUCAGGAUGAAUUACAAUAUUUCACCACUGCCCUUGACCUCUACUUCAAAUAUAACGUUACGGAAAUGCUGUCAAGUGGAGGUAUACAGAUUUCAAAUGGUAAGGAAUACGCACUGAGCGAUGUCAUCGAUACCAUCAAACAUGCUUUUGGGGGAUCACCACAAAUUGUUUGCAAGAGGGGCUCAGUUGAAGAACUCAGGUUAUGCUUCGACAAAGAACUGAAACCUCGUGAUUGUCUUACUACUUUGACAAAUGGAAUUGUGUCAAGAAGAAAGCAUUGCCCGCAGUACAUCACCCUGCCAACAUAUGAUCCCCUUGUGCUAGCCAAUUCAACUAGAGAGAUCAUGACACAGUUCAACGACUUCGAGGUGCCUGCAGCUCUUUACACAUCCUAAGAUGCAAUUGUUGCAGCCGAGUAUUCCAUGGCUGGGACAAAACAAAUGUCUUUAGGGCCAUGGACGCAUCUCUUGCGCAAUUAUGAUAGCAAAAGGUGGUCGAGGGAGAUCCAGGGAAAUUAACGUCUGGGAUAUUCGAUCAUUAGUACACUUGAAAGAGAACUGUACUCUUUAAAGAGAAUCGUACCUUUUCAGUCUGGAAAUUUACCGGUUUUAUGUAACCUUGAAGUUCGGAUAUAUGUCAUUGUAUAUACACAUUCAGUAGCUGGACGGUGUCGUUGUUCUUGGUUUCUGGUGCCAGGUUUCAAUGUUCAAACAAUCAGUGUUGAUUUCAGCGCA
This is a messenger RNA of Setaria italica (foxtail millet), 1461 nucleotides long. RefSeq names its product ribonuclease 2. Gene Ontology annotation, biological process: RNA catabolic process. Gene Ontology annotation, cellular component: extracellular region. The transcript has 9 exons. NCBI's taxonomy places the organism in Eukaryota, Viridiplantae, Streptophyta, Magnoliopsida, Poales, Poaceae. Gene Ontology annotation, molecular function: RNA binding; ribonuclease T2 activity. The coding region runs from base 286 to 1122 and encodes 278 amino acids. The record is from RefSeq and is a predicted model, not a curated record.